Molecule: messenger RNA, 8863 nt
Organism: Girardinichthys multiradiatus
Lineage: Eukaryota; Metazoa; Chordata; Actinopteri; Cyprinodontiformes; Goodeidae
Gene: adgrb2
Product: adhesion G protein-coupled receptor B2
Exons: 36
Coding region: 1-5286 (1761 amino acids)
Biological process (GO): cell surface receptor signaling pathway; negative regulation of angiogenesis; G protein-coupled receptor signaling pathway
Cellular component (GO): plasma membrane
Molecular function (GO): G protein-coupled receptor activity
Source: RefSeq, a predicted model, not a curated record
AUGAUCAGACACAGACACAAGGACAGCUAUAACUUGUGUUGCCUUCAAACACCCACAGAGGGAAUUAAAAAAGGCAUCAACACACAAGACCGAGACGAAUGUCAUAGGAUGAACACUGCUGGUGGGGUGUGUCUGUCUGUGCUGUCCUCCCUCCUGGCCGUGGCUGGGGCCCUGGCUGCGCUGUCUUCCCUCGCUCUAUCUCCUCUCUCUACCCUUGCUGAGGUUGCCCAUGGGGCUGCCGAUAGCAUACCCAGCACAGAGGCAGAAGGGGGCCCCUCACCCAUCUCCUCAUCAUGCUCCAGCCUUGUAGCGGGGGUGCUCUAUGGUUCUUUUUCUCUAAGGGAACUUUUUCCCUUCAGGACACCUGGUUGCUCAUGGUCCUUGGAAAAUCCAGAUCCUACAAAAUACUCACUCUACCUCCGCUUCACCCGAAACCCUAUCAUCUGCCAAAUACACCACCCUAUGCUCCUUUCUCUUGACCACCACCUAGCCAAUCAAAGCUGCCCUCUUCAUCUACAAACAGCAACAGCCAGGGAUCAGGAAAUCAUUCAUCUCUGCAGCAGCCCCUUGAACUCAGACAGACCUUACUCCUUCCUGCAGUUUGAUAAAAACUUUGUGCAGCUAUGUCUGACGAAACAUCCUGCUGCAGAUGAGCCUCAGGUUACUAAAGAAUUGCUGGAGCAGAGGCUGGUGGAGGUAUUGCUCAUUAACAACGAGAACUCCAGUCAGUUCACCUGUGGCGUGCUCUGCCGUUGGUUUGAGGAGUGUCUGCGGACGGAUCACAACGGGGACAAGGAAACUUAUGAUGGGGAUGUUUGUGAGAUGACGCAGACAGGCUGUAUUUGUCCUAAUCACAACAUCAUGGCACCGCCAAUUCCACUACUUCCGGAGACGCCACACAGUUUCAGCAAUGGCUCCCUCCCUGAUGACUGCUGUGUAACUGAACUUCAUUCCAAUGAGGCAAUUGCUAUAGCACCCAGAGAUGUCCGACAAGACCCAUACGACGAUGACCUUAAGGUGAAGACCCAAAGGCCACGAUCAGCUGACCUGCCAGGUGUGUUUCAGGCACAAACAGGUGAUCCAGCGGCAGAGGAGUGGUCACCAUGGAGUGUGUGUUCUCUGACAUGUGGGCAAGGCUGGCAAGUGAGGACGCGCUCAUGUGUCUCCUCUCCAUAUGGCACACUUUGCAGUGGUGCUUUGCGGGAAACACGCAUGUGCAACAACACUGUUACCUGUCCAGGCGACUCUGAAAUCAUAAGUUCAGUGCAUGGGCAGUGGGAGGAGUGGUCAUCAUGGAGUCUGUGCUCUGUGACCUGUGGGCGGGGCUCCAGAACACGCAUCAGGAAGUGUAUGGAUGGAGGUGGGGACAAGCCUUGCGGACAGCCUGAGAUUCAGACCAAGCCCUGCAACAUAGCCGUUUGUCCUGUGGAGGGCCAGUGGUUGGAGUGGGGAGCAUGGUCAAAAUGCAGCGUAACUUGCAACACGGGGACCCAGCUAAGGCAGAGGCGCUGCAGUCCAUCGGUGCACGGCUGGGCUGAGUGUAAGGGGCCGCAUCAGGAGAGUAGGGAAUGUACCACCUCUUCAUGCAGUGGCGGAGGUAAUUGGGGCAGCUGGAAUCACUGGAGUCUGUGUAGCAAGACGUGUGACUCUGGGUGGCAACGACGCUACAGGAUGUGCGAGGGCACUGGAGUACAAGGCUACCCCUGUGAAGGUUCAGGAGAGGAGGUCCGGUCCUGUAAUGAGAAGAAGUGCCCUGCUCCUCAUGAGAUAUGCAAAGAUGAGCACCUCCUUUCGAUGUCAUGGAAGAGAGCCUCCGCUGGAGAAACGGUCUACAACAAGUGUCCAACAAAUGUUAUUGGGUCUGCUAGUCGUCGAUGUAUGCUGGACAAUAAUGGAGUUGCUUUCUGGGGUCCUCCGAGCUUCGCCAGAUGCGUCUCCCUUGAAUAUAGACAAUUACAUUUAGCUUUACUAGAGCAUCUUGCGAAGGGUCAGAGGACCCUGGCCGGGGAGGGGAUGUCUCAGAUCGUACGGAGUCUCCUGGAACUUUUGCAGAGGAGGAGCUACUACAGUGGCGACCUUCUCUUCUCCACGGAGAUCCUACGAAAUGUGACGGACACCUUCAAAAGAGCAACCUACAUCCCAGCUUCCGACGACGUGCAGAAAUUCUUCCAGAUUGUCAGCCACAUGUUGGACUUGGAAAAUCUUGAGAAGUGGGAGGACGCACAUCAGGUGGCUCCCGGUGCUGCUUUGCUUAUGAGAAUAUUAGAAGAUUUUAUUCAUUUAAUUGGAGAAGCACAGAAGCCUUUUCAGAGUUUCCUGACAGUCACUAACAACCUCAUGAUAACCAUACAGAGAGAGCCAGUGUCUGCAGUUUCAAGUGAUAUCAACUUUCCCAUGAAGGGACGAAGAGGGAUGAAGGACUGGGCCAGAACAGCCGAGGAUAAGCUCUACAUCCCUAAAGAAGUCUUUACCAACCCCGCUGAGGAGCCCGAAAGAGAAUCCGAAACCACAAUGUAUUAUGUCAUUGGAGCCAUUUUGUAUAGGACCCUUGGCAUCAUCUUACCUGGACCAAAUCCUCCUGCGGUGAUCAACUCCAAGAUCCUGACAGUGACAGUGCGACCUGAACCGCAGCCAAGUGAGCCCCUGGUUGUGGUGGAGCUGUCACCGCUUUUAAACGGUACAUCAGAUCCUCAGUGCGUUGUCUGGAACUAUGGCAACCCGGAAGCUGGCGCAGAAAACUGGGGCACAGAAGGCUGCCAAACGCUUGCAUCAAACACUGUCCACAUCAAAUGCCUCUGCAGCAGGAUAUCCACCUACGCCGUGUUAACGCAGCAAGCUAAGGACCCGGACAUGGGUCCUACCAGCAUGCCCUCAGUGCCCCUUAUGGUGGGCUGUGGUGUGUCCUGCACCGCUCUCUUUAUCCUGCUGCUCAUCUACGCUGCCUUUUGGAGGUACAUCCGGUCAGAGAGAUCAAUCAUCUUGGUCAACUUCUGCUUCUCCAUCCUGGCCUCCAAUUUAUUGAUUCUGCUAGGACAAUCGCAAACACUCAACAAGGGGCUGUGUACUGUCACUGCUGCUUUCCUGCACUUCUUUUUCUUGGCAUCCUUCUGCUGGGUACUAACUGAGGCUUGGCAGUCUUACCUGGCUGUCAUCGGCAAAACAAGGUCGCGCAUCAUUCGCAAGCGUUUUCUGUGCCUCGGCUGGGGCCUUCCAGCCCUUGUUGUUGCAGUGUCAGUGGGUUUCACCAGAGCAAGAGGUUACGGCACAGCCAGCUACUGCUGGUUGUCUUUGGAGGGUGGCCUGCUUUAUGCCUUUGUUGGUCCAGCUGCUGUCAUUGUGCUGGUAAACAUGCUCAUUGGAAUUGUGGUGUUCAACAAGCUCAUGUCUCGAGAUGGCAUCUCAGACAAGUCUAAAAAGCAGCGAGCAGGUGUCCCAGCGGAGGCGCGUAGCCGACUACUCCUGAAAUGCUCCAAGUGUGGCGUGAUCUCGAGUACCGCUAUGUCCAGCUCGACGGCCAGCAGCGCCAUGGCGUCCCUGUGGAGCUCCUGUGUGGUUCUUCCUCUGUUAGCACUGACCUGGAUGUCGGCUGUGCUGGCCAUAACUGAUCGGCGCUCCACACUUUUCCAGGUCCUCUUUGCUGUCUUUGACUCUGUCCAAGGUUUCGUCAUCAUCACUGUUCAUUGUGCUAUGCGCCGAGAGGUGCAAGAUGCUGUUCGUUGUCGAAUGGGGGGAUGUAAAGACGACAGUGAAAACUCCCCUGACUCCUGCAAGAACGGACAGGUGCAGAUCAUGAAGGGCGUUUGUGGACAGCAGCACGGCUCUCGUCAGAACACACCCCUGUGUUUGUCUGGCUGUCACCUGCAGCUGCCGACACCGAUGUGCCACCACACAAGCCAGCAAGCCUGUUACCACGAUCUACCUAACAGCAGCCGCAACUGUGUGCUGGACCACAUCCACAAACAUGAGCAAAUCCCAUUACUCAACCAUAUCCAAAACCACGCCCCUAAUCACAUCAACAGCCAAUCAACGGAUUUUGAGAAGGACGUGGACUUGGCUUGUCAAACAGAGAGAGGACACCCAUUUAUUUUCAAAGAGGUUAACACCUGUAACCCAGCCACCAUCACUGGAACCCUGUCACGAAUCUCCCUGGAUGAUGAGGAUGAUCCAAAGCUUGCAGCACAUCAGGAGGGGGGCUUGGGGGUCAAUUUCAGUUCUCUUCCUGGAAACAUCCCACCUCCAAACCUCAUUGUACAGGUUCCAACAUUAGGAGGACUUAAUGAGCUCAGCGAGACACCCCUAAAGAAGGAAGUAAACAUGGACCAACAGAGACAGCAGGAGCAACCACGCAGCACCGCUCCAAUCUACUUGUGUACCGAGAGCGGCCUGGGGUGGGCUCGGCCACCUGCAUCCUCUAACAAUUCCCAGGAUGGAAGUGCUGGAAGUGGGGGGAGUGGUGGGGGAGGAAGUGGUGGAGGAGGAGAAGGAGACUACAUGGUCUUGCCUCGUAGGACGGUCAGUCUCAAACCUCCAGCGCCCUCUUCGCAAGGUGGAGGACUUGGCGGCGAGGACAAGCCUCUUAACAUCGCGGUGGAGGACCCUCCCUUUCCCCCUCCUCCCUCUCCGCUUACCCUCCACCCAGCAGAAAGCGAGGCCUAUCCGGCAGAUUUUGUGCCAUCCAGCGUUGGUGACAUAAAUAUCACCAUGAACUUAAACCGCUCCUACGGGACUAUCAAAACCGUGCCCCAUGGGCAUGGCCACUUGAUGGGUCAGGGUGGGCAUGUACACUCCCACGGAGGACACAUGCACUCCCACGCGCAUUCACUCCACCUAAAGCCAGGCCAGAGGCCAUCAGUCAGACAGAUCCUGACAGGGGGAACUACAGUGGAGAGAACCCGCACCCUUCCACGUAACCUGGGCAGCAGCAAUGCCAACACCAGCCUCUCAGCAGGAUCCCUGGAGAGGAAAAGAGUACGGUACUCUGAGCUGGACUUUGAGAAAGUGAUGCACACUCGCAAAAGACAUUCUGAGCUGUACCAUGAGCUCAACCACUCGUCCAAGUUCCACACCAUAGACAGGUAUAACAGGGACCCAGCCAUGUCCACAUUCAAGGACAAGUCCAACCCCGAGGACCAAAGCUCCUGGGACAGCUUCAAGACCAUGACCCACGAGCUGUCUAUCGUGCCUGGGGAGCAGAAAGACCGUCUGGAAUUGCACAACAAGAACUGGGACUCGUCCUCAGCGAACACACCAGACUCAUCCGAGGGAGACUUCCAGACUGAAGUGUGAAGACACACAGACGUUCAUGCUCACCUUAACCACAGGCGUGAGCUCAUGUUGAGAUACAGACACACAGAGAUAUAGACACAAGAAUCCCUAAAAGAUAUACAUAGGUACAAUUUUUUGUAAAGGAUCUUAGACAUUCUGCUCCCUGCCUCAUGCAAUGUGCUUUGUUGGAUCCCAUACUGUAUUUGUUUACAGCUGCAGACAUACAUGAAAGGAAGACUGAUCUUCGCUCUAUUUCCGCAAAGACAAUUGGGGGAAAAAUAGAACAGGGGCUGAAAAGAUCUGUGACUAAAGACAAUUUUUAAAUGAACUUCAAUGACAAAAAACUUAAUUUCUGAGAAAAAGGUCUUGAUUUUAUUCUAAAGAUAAGAAAAUAUCUUAAAAGUGUUUGAUGACUUGGGGAGGGUUGUCUGGUAUGGGAGAGAGAGAAAAAUAAGAAUAUUUCUGCACUCUUAUUCUUUUUUAUAGGAGGGGGGGGGGGGGUUUCACCAUAGUUCCCCAAGGCAAUUUACUUUCCUUUUAUUUUCUUUGUUGUUAUUAUUUCAAACAGAUGAUGAAAGUAUCCGGUUACUCAAUCAUUCCUUUAUGUUUGCUUUGUUUUCGUCACAGCAAGAGUGAAUUGGGAAUGACGGGGAGAGAUAGAGCUACUCACUGAUUAUGUGCCAUUCUUUUACAUGUCUUCAGGUUCUGGCUCUUCUAGACACACUUUAUCCUGUCACAUCUCUUAAUCUUCCAAUCUUUAAUUUUGUGUUUAUUCUAUUGUUAAGUGAAAGGAAACAUCCUUCCCUGUGUUCGGGUUCAAAAAAAAAAAAAAAGUCACUGUAACAAAUGACAACCCGUUGACUUCUGUUCCAUUGUUUUAUUGUUCAAUGCUUCAUUUGUUCAAGGAGAACUGAUUUAUUUUCACUGAUUUGUGCUUGAGCUGUUUAUUAUAUAUUUUUUGUUGUUUUUCAUGUAUGAAGAGAUUCAAGUCACAUAAAAUUUUAAAUGCCUUCUUAUGAUAGAGCACAUGAAUAUGACAUUGCAUUUGAAUAUGGUUUGGAACAGAAAACUGACACAUUGGUCAUAAAGAUUGUAGCAUCUUUUUUGUUCUUUCCAAAGUUUAUAGGUUGCAUGAUUUGAUCGCUUGUGCGUGGCUCAUCGGUCAAUCGCCCCUUUGCCAGUUUGUACCCCUGUUUUGUACCUAUGCAUUAUCAUUUUAUCCCUUUUCUAUUCCCGUAUAAGCAAAUUGUUUCAUACGAAUGUAGUUUACCACUGCAUAUGAGAUCAUUUUUUGUUGUAGGGACAUAUUUUCAUCAAUUAUUGAAAUGAAUGUUCACAAAAAUGCUAACAAUUAAAAUAUAGUUUAAUCCAGUUAUAUAUACUUUCUAAAAACUGUUUUUAUGUAAAUAUUUCCCAUAAUUAAUUUUGGUCCUAAAACCUGACUUGGACAAUUGAGGCCUCAAGCUGGUAGUCAUUAGUGAACGGAGUCACUGAGCUAGAUUACCUUAAAAUGGGCAAUAAAUAGAAUAGACAAAUUCACCGAAAAUCCUCAGUUGUCAAAGCAGAAACAACACAUUUGCCUGGCAGGUAUGAAUAGAUGCGUGGUCAUUGUAGUGGCUCUUGUGGUAGAAGGCACAAUUUUGUACCUGAAAACCUCACAAUAAAGAAAAGGGAGAAAUUGCAGAGGUACUAAAUGGCAAAGGGUUGAAAUGACCAGUGAAAAAGCUAACAUGGUUAACAUUCAUGCAGAAAGACUCUGAAAGAAUUUGAGUAAAUAUAUUAUCCAGUUUUGAAAUCAUUCUUGUCUAAAUGGGACCCAUAAUAGCUAAAGUCUAGUAAGCGAUAUUUUGUUUUUUUUUCUUUCCAAGAUACCAAGGAACUUUUGCUAGCUCCAUCAGCUGGAAGUGAGAUUGCAUUCGGAGAAAGUUAGGAGAAGAAAAACAAGGACACAACGGUCCUAAUAACUGUAGCAUUUUCUGAGUUUUAUCUCCUGGUUUGAAGGUUGCCUGGUAUGAUCUAUCUUACAUCACUGUGAUGCUAAAAACAAGGAUAAAAAGAGUGAUUAAUGGGACUCAUGUUGGCAAAGCACCUAUUGGUGGCUAAUUCUCUCUUCCCAAGUUGUAAUAGGAAUAAUUUGCUAAACAAGACAUUGCCUUUUCCUGAAGAGAUAAAAAAAAAUCCCUAGCUUUUGCUUUAGUGUGCUAUCUCUACCUCUUUUAUAUUACCUGCUCGGAACUCAGCAUGAAAUCUUAAUGCUACAAGCAGCAAGGCCAAAUGCAUAAUUUCUUAUUUCCAUGUAUUCCAAACUGUGUGUUUUUAUCUUAAGGUCUGUGAGCACAGCAGCGACAAAAAUAGAGCACAAAAUAUACAUUUUAGAAUAAGGAGGAGCUAAAAAUUACACUUCCUGCUAGACUUUUAACACCUGGACUGCAGUUGUUACAAAAGGAUAGCCAGUUUUCUGCAAUUUUUGCAUUGGUUUAAGUGAUAAAGUGUCAGGUUUGAGGGUGACAAUUAUUCCUCUGAAGAAAGUGCAAAAAAAAAAACAGGUGGCCAAGAUAGAUUCCAAAAUAACUCCUUAAAAAGGAGACUCGAAACAGGCAGAGAUGAAGACGAAAGGGAGUCCUCAUCUGGGGAAGGCGAUUUGUCCUGACAUUUUCCAAUGCAGCCCUCGAACCAUCUGUUUAAGGUUCCCUAAUGUGGUGGUAGAGCAGCACGGCGCAGAUGGCGAGACAAGAGCGGCGCCCUUCUAACCUUUCAAGCUAAUCAGCUGAUAGGCAAACCUAACGCUCCACUUCUCUCUGAGGAGGAAGACUGAUCUGAUCCCAAGUUGCCAAGGUAAGGUCACAUUCACCUGACCUCUUGCGAGGCAUAGGACCCAGAUCCACCAAUCAAAGCAUUCGUCUGGCAGCUUCACGGUCACACUCAGUAGCUGUUACUCCACGGCAUUCUCUAUUUUCCUUGUAUCCGUUGAACUGGUCAAAAAAAGGGGGAAAAGUCUUGCUCCUAUGGCAAUGAGAUUGCAGAAAGAAAGACACAUUCAGGAUUGCUUUUGGCAGUGUAAGAGAUUUACUUUCCAUUAGGCAUAUUUUUCAUCUUGUAUAUUGAGACUUUCAUGCUCAUUGAUGACUGAUUUUAAGCUUUUAUGGUCCAGAACAGUAAAAUGACAUACUGCUAGACCAAGUGAAAAGUUUGCCAUGCAUUCGUCUGUAAAUCUUUUUUUUUUUCUUCGAAUAAAUGUGCUGUAAUGCUUAUUAUAACAAUAGGUCGAGAUUGUAUGCUAACUUUUAGAGCCACUUUUCUUUUUCUUUAAAUUUUUUCCCAGGUCAACUUUCUUUGGGGAACGCGACACAUAAGAAGGCAGAGUGUCAACUGAAGUCCAAGUAGAGUCAAUUCAAAAACCUUCACAGCUCACCUUUCAACCUGUCCAGCCUGCAAGCCUUUGAUGCUUCUAGAAACAUCGAACAUUCCAGCUGGUUUUAUUACUGAGAGCCCCUCACUUUCUCCUUCAUUUUUGUUCUUUUUAUACAUAAGAUUGUACAAAGUAGUCCUCUAAUGUUUUCAUAGUGUCUUUUUAUAUGAAAAUAAAUUUUCAAACUGA